AAAAUUUAAUAAAAUAAAAUAAAUAUUAAGUGUUCGUGAUUCCUCAUCUGCUCUUCUGCCAUCCCGCGCUGAAUACUAAAGAGAUUGAGGGCUUGUUCUGGGUCCAUACGUUGAUUGAUAGGAACCGCAAGCAGCGAGGGGAGGGAGUAAUUGGGUUGCUGUACUUCUGUAUCCUCCGUCACAAUCAGUCCUCGCAGGAGGAGACUACAAACGAGAGAUUGGUGAUUAGGGAAGGCUUAACUCACAAGGGUUGGUUGAUCGAUCAUUGAUGGAAGAUAAAGAAAGAGCAGAGCGAGUGGCGGGGGAGGAGGAGGAGAUAGACGGUGAGUGGUGGAGCUGGGGAGCUGGAACGGAUGGCCAGUUGGGCACCGGCAGGCUCCAAGACGAACACCUUCCUCAACUGCUUUCCCAUCUCUCUUCUUCUGUCUCACAUCACAUCGUCUCUCAGCUCGCAUGCGGUGGUGCCCAUGUCAUUGCCUUGUCCUCCGGUGGUAGGGUACUCACAUGGGGGAGGGGCACAUGUGGUCAACUUGGUCAUGGGGAGUUGGCAAAUGGCUUACUACCAAAGCCCGUAAAGUUCUUUGAAAGCUUUGUUAUAUCCAAUGUUUCUGCUGGCUGGAAUCACUCAGGGUUUGUUUCAGAUUCAGGAGAAAUUUUUACUUGUGGAGAUGGUUCAUUUGGGCAGCUUGGACAUGGAGAUUAUCAGUCACAUUGCUCUCCUGUUAAAGUCCUAUUUUUUUGUUCUAAGCAUGUUGAACAGGUUGCAUGUGGGAUGCGUCAUUCUCUUGUAUUGUUGAAAGGGGAUUCAGAACAUCCAGUAUAUGGAUUUGGUUCAGGGAAACGAGGCCAACUUGGUUUCUCCGAGGACCGGAUCAGAUCGUGCAGUCUUCCCCAAGCAACUUUUGGAUUUGAAGAUGUCAAGAUUAUUAACAUAAGUGCAAAUGGAGAUCAUAGUGCCGCAUUAUCUGCUGAUGGGCAGCUCUACACUUGGGGUAAAGGAUUCGGUGGCACCUCAGAUGCUUAUUUCCCCCAGAUUUUAGCAUCACCAUUCAAGGUCUUGCAAGUUGCUCUUGGAUGGAAUCAUGCUUUGUUGUUAACAGGUGAAUAUGAAGUAUUUAUGCUUGGUGGGAAACUUCACGGGAUGCUUGGUGAUCCUCAGAAAAUGAGCCAAGAGAAACAUUCCACAAUUCAUAGCAGUCGAUGUAUUGCUUCAAAUGAAGGUUUUGGGGAAGCCAAUCCAGAGAAAGUAUCUGAUCUUGAUGGUGUAAAAGUCAUAAGCGUUUCAGCAGGAGCUGAGCACUCUGCCCUAGUUACAGAGAAUGGAGUGAUAAUGACAUGGGGCUGGGGUGAACAUGGACAGCUAGGCCUGGGGAACACUCUUGAUGAAACCAGCCCUCAAAUAGUAAACCUAGAUGGUCGUCCAAAUGGCAACAGCACAUUCCAUGUUUAUUGUGGAAGUGGCUUUACAUUUGCCAUAAGAACAGUUCACAUACCUUCUCAAAUAUGAUAUUCUUGUUGUGAAGGUCAGUUUUUAUUUUUGGGUGGUUUUUUUAUGUACUGCAGUUUUUCAGUUAAUUUAGCAUCCCAAUAAGGUGGUUGUACCCUAGAGUACUUUGCUGCAGUUCUUUGGUACUUAUCUGACAUCUCAUUCUAUGCAUCGGUUAAGUGAGCCAUGGAAUAAACUUCUCCCUUGGACAUUUCAAGAAACAGUAUGAAAUCCUGUUGUAAAAAGUUUUCUUCAUGGCCUUCUGAGAGAUGUAUCUCUUGACAACAUACAUUUGGCUCUGUAUUGGUAUACACUCUUUUGGCA
Messenger RNA from Macadamia integrifolia, 1810 nucleotides. RefSeq names its product ultraviolet-B receptor UVR8. Bases 269 to 1507 code for a protein of 412 amino acids. The transcript is spliced from 8 exons. NCBI's taxonomy places the organism in Eukaryota, Viridiplantae, Streptophyta, Magnoliopsida, Proteales, Proteaceae. The record is from RefSeq and is a predicted model, not a curated record.